Charadrius vociferus (killdeer) is the source of this 405-nucleotide messenger RNA. It is a transcript of the gene NOTO, whose product is annotated as notochord homeobox. The record is from RefSeq and is a predicted model, not a curated record. The coding region runs from base 1 to 405 and encodes 134 amino acids. Lineage: Eukaryota; Metazoa; Chordata; Aves; Charadriiformes; Charadriidae. Gene Ontology annotation, molecular function: DNA-binding transcription factor activity, RNA polymerase II-specific; DNA binding. Gene Ontology annotation, biological process: neuron differentiation; central nervous system development; regulation of DNA-templated transcription. The transcript is spliced from 3 exons.
AUGUACAUCAUGUACAUAGCGGUGGAUGUGAAUCAAAGUCUGGAGUUGUCUCACUGUGUAGGGGCCAACUCGUUGGGCCCUGCUGUGCCUUGGAGGUCCGGGGGGCCCUGCAAGAUGAAGAGGGUCCGCACUGUCUUCAAACCAGAACAGCUGGAGCGGCUGGAGCAAGAGUUCCUCAAGCAGCAGUACAUGGUGGGCACGGAGCGAGUAGACCUGGCUGCAACUCUGCAUCUCACAGAGACUCAGGUGAAAGUCUGGUUCCAGAACCGGCGGAUCAAAUGGAGGAAACAGAGCAUGGAGCAGAAGGCGGCAAAGCUGUCACAGUUUGGGGUGAUACAGCCUCCUACUGCGGACUCAAUGGACAUCAAGGACCACGAGGAGGACACUGUGGACGUUGAGCUUUGA